CUGCACAUCCAUUCACAGCUGAAACGAUGAAAUCCAACAACAUCUAUGUGCACCUCAAACUCCUUAGUCUAGUUCUGCUUGUCUUCAUUGAGCUGACUGUUGGAGCUGAACAGGAGGUGCCAGUGAUCGUUGGAAAUGUUGCCUCACUUAGUUGCAUAAUCACAGAGCAACUUCCAUUUGACCGUCCUGUGAGCUGGUAUUGGACACCACGAUACCCAGAAUGCAGCGGUUCUAAUGGUGGGAAAGUUCUGGACAUUUAUCCCGAUGGGCGAGCCAUAUUUGAGGAAGAGUUCAAAGGGCGAGUACUUGUAUAUCGAUCAAAAAUAAAGAAGGGUGAUUAUUCAAUCACACUAAGGGGAUUGAAGAUACCAGAUUCAGGAGAGUUCACCUGCACCCAUGAUUACCUUUCUGAAGAGAAGAAAGUGAGGCUUGUUGUAAAGCCAGGUUGUUGGUCAAAUCUCCAACUUACAGUGAACCCACCUGUCGUGUCAAUUGGAGAUAAAGUUACUCUAACGUGCACUUACUGUGGACCGAAAGUGCUGACUCCCCGAAUAAAAUGGCUUUAUGAUGGAUUGUCUAUAUCGGACACUGGGGUUGUAAGCAUCAGCAACGACGGCCAGUCUCUUGUUAUUUCUCGUGUGGAUCAGGAGCACCGAAAGAAGUAUGGAUGUAGUUUGGCCAAAAAAGAAUCAAUAAUAUCUGAAAUAUGCCUGGACAUAGACCUUGAUUUUCUUGAUACCACAAUGCUUACUGGAGAUUAUGAUUACCCAGCCAGUACAUCUGUUCCUUUUAUUACUUCUGAAUCAACAACUACAUUGACCACCCAAGAAACCAGCACACAAGUGAUAACAACAUACGAGACCACAAAUGCCUCACAGAUGAUGUGGAAUGAUGUAGAAUGGAUGCAGGACACAUCCCCUGUGACCACUAGUCUGAGAACUGAAAGUUAUCCGAACACAAUACAAUCGACAAUAAAAACAGAGGAAACUUCUGAUCCGUGGAAUGAAGAUGUGAAUCAAGGUCAGCUGGGGUCAGCUGGAAGAGACUGUCCUGUUGUGGUAACAAACGGUGGUCCAAGUCACCUUCCCACGUAUAUGUGCAUCGUCCUUAGUGGAAUUCUGCUACUUUUAAUUAUCACACUCAUUAUCAAGCGCUUCAAAGGACACUGCAAACGUGGAUCCCAUGACCUGGAACACAAUGCAAGUGAUCUAGUCAACCAUGAUUCCUCAGGAGAUGGAAAGCCACCUGAUACCCAAGAUCAAUGCCUGGUACAGACAGAAAGUGAAAAUGGUGUCACUGGGAAUGCUGCAGAUGACAUUCAUGGAGAAAUGAACAGAUCAAAAGAUGAAGAUGAAGAUUUAACAGAAGCAGAGGUGAAAGAAGUUGAUAUCGGUGACUCCAGUCAUACAAAUGAAUCAGAAGAUGUGAACUCUCAAGAUGAAGACCAGGAAUGAAUGAAUUUGACAUCUCUGCCUCAAGUUUACUUUGAUCCCUCAGAGAUAGAGCAGUUUGUGUUAAUGUAGUCCCAGUGCUAUGCUUGCUGACAAACAUCCAAUGAGCAUGAUUCACAGGAUCUGUUAAGUCAACUAAAUGCAUCCUUUAUUCUCUACGUAAUUUUAACUAUUCUAAUUUUUAAUGAAACAUAAACAUUGCUCCUUUUAUGAUUUUGCUGUUAUAGAUGCAUGGGACCUUUAAAAUGCACUAUUUUUAUAAUA
Messenger RNA from Stegostoma tigrinum, 1715 nucleotides. RefSeq lists its product as uncharacterized. Lineage: Eukaryota; Metazoa; Chordata; Chondrichthyes; Orectolobiformes; Stegostomatidae. The record is from RefSeq and is a predicted model, not a curated record. Bases 27 to 1454 code for a protein of 475 amino acids. The transcript has 9 exons.